Molecule: messenger RNA, 552 nt
Organism: Fraxinus pennsylvanica
Lineage: Eukaryota; Viridiplantae; Streptophyta; Magnoliopsida; Lamiales; Oleaceae
Source: the annotation of a GenBank genome assembly
AUGGCGACAUGGCAAGCAGCUUGCAACCAAGGGACAAGCAGUGUUAAGAUUACCGUACCACAAGGGAAGACUUAUUUGGUGAAACAAAUCAUGUUUGAGGGGCCAUGUAAAUCCUCAUCAAUAACAUUUGAGGGAGGCUCUGGAUUUGCAAGGGACAUAAGCUUUUCAGACAUAACAUUAAUAGCUGUUGAUAACCCUAUUAUCAUAAACCAGUUUUAUUGCAAUGGCAGAGUAUGCCCGCCCACCAAAGUAAGCAACUUCACCCAAGCUUUUACAGUGAUUUUCUUCUCUUUUGGAAUGGGAGGUGAGAAUGCCGCAUUGGCUGUCAAAGUUAGUGACGUGACAUACACUGGAAUCCAAGGAACAACCAUUUGCAAGAAUGCUAGUAUCAACUUCAGUUGCAGCGAUACCGUUCCUUGCACUAAUAUCAUCUUGAAUAAUAUCAACAUAGCAGCGGUUGCUCCAAAUCCACCACCACAUUCUCUCUGCAUGCACGCCCAAGUAACAGCUCAUCUAACAGUACCACCGGUAAAUUGUCAAGCGCAUAUUUGA